AGUGACCGACUACUCAUUAAAGGUGGAAGAAUUAUCAAUGAUGACCACUCCUUCUAUGCAGACAUAUACCUUGAAGAUGGACUUAUAAAGCAAAUAGGAGAGAAUCUGAUUGUUCCUGGAGGAGUCAAGACCAUAGAGGCUAAUGGGCGCAUGGUUAUUCCUGGGGGAAUAGAUGUCAACACUUACCUACAAAAGCCCUACCAUGGAAUGACUGCUGUUGAUGACUUCUAUCAAGGCACAAAAGCAGCACUAGCAGGGGGCACUACCAUGAUCAUUGACCAUGUGCUUCCAGAACCUGGAUCAAGUUUACUGACCUCCUUUGAGAAGUGGCAUGAGGCAGCUGACACCAAAUCCUGUUGUGAUUACUCUCUACAUGUGGACAUCACCAGCUGGUAUGAUGGGAUUCGAGAAGAGCUGGAAAUACUGGUGCAAGACAAAGGUGUGAACUCUUUUCAAGUCUACAUGGCCUACAAAGACCUCUACCAAAUGUCCGACAGCCAGCUUUACGAAGCCUUUACCUUUCUAAAAAGUCUUGGGGCUGUUAUCCUGGUCCAUGCCGAAAAUGGAGACUUGAUAGCUCAGGAACAAAAGCGUAUCCUGGAGAUGGGAAUCACUGGACCCGAGGGACAUGCCCUGAGCAGGCCCGAGGAGCUUGAAGCAGAAGCAGUUUUCCGUGCCAUCACCAUUGCCAGUCGAAUAAACUGCCCAGUGUACAUCACCAAGGUGAUGAGCAAGAGUGCGGCUGAUAUCAUUGCACUGGCCAGAAAGAAAGGUCCCCUUGUUUUUGGAGAGCCGAUCACUGCCAGCCUGGGGACAGAUGGGACACAUUACUGGAGCAAAAACUGGGCCAAAGCUGCAGCUUUUGUGACCUCGCCACCUCUGAGCCCUGAUCCUACCACUCCUGAUCAUUUAAAUUCACUCUUAGCAUGCGGGGACCUGCAGGUGACGGGAAGUGGACAUUGCCCGUACAGCACUGCCCAGAAAGCCAUCGGAAAGGACAACUUCACUAUGAUUCCUGAAGGGGUCAAUGGAAUUGAGGAAAGAAUGACUGUUGUCUGGGACAAGGCUGUAGCCACAGGUAAGAUGGACGAGAGCCAGUUUGUAGCUGUCACCAGCACCAAUGCUGCCAAAAUCUUUAACCUGUAUCCAAGAAAAGGCCGGAUUGCUGUAGGAUCGGAUGCUGAUGUGGUUAUUUGGGACCCUGAUAAGGUGAAGACUAUAACAGCUAAAAGCCAUAAAUCGGCUGUUGAGUACAACAUCUUUGAAGGAAUGGAGUGCCAUGGUGCCCCACUUGUGGUCAUAAGCCAAGGGAAGAUUGUGUUUGAAGAUGGAAAUCUGCACGUAAAUAAGGGAAUGGGCCGCUUCAUCCCUCGCAAACCUUUCCCUGAAUAUCUUUAUCAGCGUAUCAAAAUCAGGAAUAAGGUGGGAGGACUGCAAGGAGUCUCCAGAGGAAUGUAUGAUGGGCCUGUGUAUGAAAUCCCAGCUACGCCAAAAUAUGCAACUCCUGCACCCUCAACUAAAUCCUCCCCUGCCAAAAACCAGCCCCCACCAAUCAGAAACCUCCAUCAAUCCAAUUUUAGCUUAUCAGGAGCUCAGAUAGAUGACAAUAACCCACGCCGUACUGGUCACCGCAUCGUGGCACCUCCUGGUGGUCGCUCUAAUAUUACCAGUCUUGGCUGAAAAAUGGUGAUGGACAGAAACACAAGGAUGAAGGAUCAUGGGAAUAAUGUCUGUUCCCUUCAACAUUGGUGUUAUCAAACCCACAGUUUUAUUUGGUACUAAUGGAAAUAAAAAAUGAAAUGUCUUUCUCUUUUUUUGUAUAGGAAGAGGUGAUAAUAGUGUGGUGUGUUUGCUUGGAACUACUUGCCUCACAAUUGUGCUUUCAUGCCAGUCACCUUAAAGCAUGGUGCUUCCAUUACCCCUUUAGUGACUACAGGUUUUAGCUUCGUCUCGUAACUGAAUGAUGGUUCCUUUGCACCCUUUCGCUGUAUUAGAGUAGUUAAUGCAUGUUACUGAGUUAUUUAUGCAAGUUGCAUUCUGUGAGUGAGUCCCUUUAGAACACGUUGCCAACAAUUGACUAGACACAAUGCCAAGAUUAAUGUAUUUGAGGAACACCACCAAAAAAACUUAUGAAGGAAGAAAAUGGCCAUCUUGAAAGUAUGCAGUAGAGUAGUAUAGGCAGCUUCUGUUUCAUCUUUAAUUUAUUAUAAACCCAAGAAGCACUUCUGAGACACAGAAAAUCAUCGGGACACGUAAUGACAAAUGGUCUCUGUAGCACCUGUCUGUUCCCUCUCAGUACGUUCCAAGUCUGUGUCCUUCUUGUUUCCAUUUUAGAGCCAUAAUUUAUACAUACCAAUGCCAUUGCCACCCCUGCAGGGAUUUCUCCACCUGGGCGGUAGUGCUCUCCUUCUGCAUGAGAUUUUUGGUACUUACAGAUAAUCCAAGUUGCCGUCAGAUUUUUAAAGUUUUUUGUACAAAGUUUUUCCUUUGUAAUCACAUGCAUUUUUACUUACUCUACCGUAUCAAGAUCUACUAGUUGUGGUUCAAUUUCUGAAUUCAAAGCUUGUGAAAUAAAGGAAAUGAACUGAU
This is a messenger RNA of Pterocles gutturalis (yellow-throated sandgrouse), 2589 nucleotides long. RefSeq names its product dihydropyrimidinase-related protein 1. The record is from RefSeq and is a predicted model, not a curated record. The transcript is spliced from 13 exons. The annotation marks the transcript as partial. Gene Ontology annotation, cellular component: cytosol; cytoplasm. Lineage: Eukaryota; Metazoa; Chordata; Aves; Pterocliformes; Pteroclidae. Gene Ontology annotation, molecular function: hydrolase activity, acting on carbon-nitrogen (but not peptide) bonds, in cyclic amides.